Messenger RNA from Aspergillus wentii DTO 134E9, 750 nucleotides. RefSeq lists its product as uncharacterized. The record is from RefSeq and is a predicted model, not a curated record. The coding region runs from base 1 to 750 and encodes 249 amino acids. Lineage: Eukaryota; Fungi; Ascomycota; Eurotiomycetes; Eurotiales; Aspergillaceae. The transcript has 2 exons.
AUGGCUCCAGGGAUCGCAUCGCCUUUGGCUUCAACGGCAAUCCCAAAGCCAUCCACGGAGAAACAAAUAUCGGCUCGACCAAGAUUAUUUCACCAUAGCCUGGUGACCAAGGACUUUGACGCCCUCAGAUUUCACGCUGCGGCAUCGUUACAGCUGCAAUUCGGCCAAAAGUACACCGCUGCCGCCGCCAAAUCUGACGAUCUUCUCAUUGCAUCUCCGUACAAUGAACCAGGCCAUCUGCUAGAUCUGAAGACACUCGAUACACCAGAGCAAUUAUUGUCCAAGGCUCUCACGAUUUUAAAACCGGUUCGGGAAGAUUAUGCAACUGCGCCUUAUACGGAGGCGCUCAACUGGCAAGAUGUUUUUGACUUUCUGCGAGAGUUAUCCCAGGCGGAGGGGUAUCAAUGGACGAGACAGCGGUUUUAUGUGGUCGCCUUUCGAUCUAAACUUCUUCCCGAUAUAGACUCGGAUCGUUUGUAUGAGUUGGAUGCUCGCUCGCAUCAAGAGGCUACUGCGUCAGGAGGGUUAUUGCGUUAUUGGUUUGGAGCUAGCGAUGAGAACAGACAGAACCUGGCAACUUGCCUCUGGCGUAAUCGAACCGAUGCGCGACUGGGAGGCACCGGACCGUGGCACCAACAAGCCCGUGCUGCAGCACGAGAGAUGUACGAGAAGAUUGAAUUCACGACUUUGAGCUUGGUUAUUGGCGAGGAUGGAAACUGGGAGUUUGGAGAAUGGACCGAUGAAGAGUAA